This is a messenger RNA of Dermatophagoides pteronyssinus (European house dust mite), 919 nucleotides long. RefSeq lists its product as uncharacterized. Lineage: Eukaryota; Metazoa; Arthropoda; Arachnida; Sarcoptiformes; Pyroglyphidae. The record is from RefSeq and is a predicted model, not a curated record.
UGAUCACAAAAGGAAAACAUUGAUGAUUAUUUAAAUAAAAAACAAAUCAUGAGCCUUUUUUCAAUUAGAUUAUUGAUUAUAUUUACAUCUUUAUUAUCUUCGAUUGAAUCGAUUAAUGAAUGGAAAUCUGAAGAAAAAUUCUGUGAAAAUAUUCUAAAACCAUGUAAUUGUUUUGUCGAUGCUCAAACUAAUCUGUUAAGUGUUCAUUGUAAAGGUGAUGAUAAGAUCAACAAUUUGGAUCAGAUAUUGAAACGUAUUGCACAGACAAUCGAUAAUAUCCAAUUCGAUGAAUUGAUUUUGGAAAAUUUCACUCAGAUUAAAAUGAUAGAUUUCACACAAAUUCAACAGGUUCCAAUUAAAACAAUUCGUAUAUUCGAUUGUAAUCAUUUGGAACUUUUAAUCAAUAAAAAUUCAAAUAAAAACUCAACUCAAUUGGCAAAAUCUUUGAUUGAAUUGGAAUUGGCAGGCAAUAUAGCUAUCGAUUCGGAUCGUUUAUUCGAGUUCUUGUAUACAUUUUCUCGAUUACGAUCGAUAAUUCUGAGCUCAAUAAAUUAUCGAAAAAUACCGGUGUUAAAUCAUACUAAUAAAUGUUUACCUUGGAAACGUCUCGUAUUUAAUCAUCGCUGUACAAAAAAUCAAAAACAACCACUCACCAUUGAUCGAUCAGAUCAAUUUAUUAAUCUUUGUAACAUACGAUGGUUAGAUCUUUCCUGUAUGAAUCUUCAACAUCUGAAUCGAAUGGCUAUAUUAAAACUUUGUCAACAUUUGAAUGCAACGACUACUAAAGGCAGCGAAUUACAUCUGGAUCUAAGCUAUAAUCCUUUAUUGAAUAUUGAUCAAUGGGCUAAGGAUGGUUAUGAUGAACGUUUACUUCACAUUGAAUUCUGAGCUAACCAAAAGAAAAAAGCAAAUAAAAACG